Messenger RNA from Porites lobata, 8314 nucleotides. NCBI's taxonomy places the organism in Eukaryota, Metazoa, Cnidaria, Anthozoa, Scleractinia, Poritidae. The record is from the annotation of a GenBank genome assembly.
CGUGCUCAUUUCCGGCUGGUUUAUGUAACAAGCAGAGAAUAUUACAGCUGUUUUAUGUCAGUAAAUAACGACAAAAAUCUGCAGUCGAUUUCAUAAUGCUUAGCUCGAGGAUCAUAACGAGACUUGGCAGCUCUCCUUGUCCGGUAAGUGUUAUCUGUGAUGCAAAUAUACAAUGCCUAUGAGAAGCUCCUUUAUGACUUCCUCCUUAUACUGAUCUAAGGGUGGUUCACUUGUCUGACUUUCAAGGGGCCAAGAGUGUACUGUCACUAUCGUAUUUUGCAAAUAUAUCAAACAAUUGGUUUAAUCCAUUCACUUCCAGAAUUAAGACCACUUAAUUAUCAUGAUGGAGUCUUAUAAGGUCGUCGUUAAAUUUAUUAUUUUUUAGCACUUUACCAAGUGAAAUUUGGAAUUUUGUUGCACUUUGACUUUGGCUACUUUUGGAAGUGACAGGGUUCAGAGCCCAAUACUAUUGGUCACUCAUGAAGACAGGACAUUCGGGUCUAGUGAACCAUAUAUAAACUUGAGCCAUCAAGUCAAAUAGCAUGUACAUGUAUGUGUCUUUCCCAUGAAAGCGAAAUUCUAUGAUUGGAGCAUCGAAAACACUUGCUUUCUUUAGUUUGCUUCGUAAGCUUUCCUUGUGCUCUCCCACCCUCUUGCGUGGGUUCAUUUUUACUGGUAAACCAAGUCAACUCACUCUUAUUGGACACCUCCCCAUAACAGAUACCUACUUUAAUGUAGUUGGUCCCUGUCAUUUUUCAGUCAUUUUCUUUGACUGUCCAUACUAUGGACACCUCUGUAAGACUGACCAUUACAGGAAGUACCAAGGGUGACCAUUGCAGAAAAAGCUGACUCAGUUGUUGCUGAAUUAAAUUGCAGGUUUUUCAGCCAACAAGGUUUGCUGCCAGAACAAUGGCGUAUGGCUAUAGCAGGACAAAGAGAAAACAGUUACCUGUUAAUACAGUAAGUAGCAAGUACGAUCAUAUAGACUUGUUUAAUAUAAGUUAAAAAUUCCUCUCAGGUUAAAUCAGUAUAAAUCUGCGAUAAGUCUUUUUUUUUUUGUUUUGAGAAGAGAGAGGGGAAAAUGCCUGACACAGUGUAUAUUUUUCUACACAUGCCAACACCCCUCUCCCCACUGUUUCUUUAAAUAAAUUUACGCCUGGUUAACCUGUCAUUAAAUCAUGCUAUAAAUCAAAGUUAUACCUUUUAAAUGUAUGUACCUGUUGCGUGGUACGUAACUGUAUCAUUUACUUGAUAGAAAAUUACCUGUUGGAAAAGAAUUAAUUUUUAAACUAAUAUCUUUUAUUUUAGGUUAUAAAAUUUGUUCCUCAACAAGAGGCUUGGGUUAUUGAAAGGUUUGGUAAAUUUAACAGAAUUUUAGAGCCAGUAAGUUGCAUGUACAGAUUCUCAAUUUAUUAUAAUAAUAUUAUUGUUAUGUUGUAGUUCUGUUUUUUGGAUGUGUGUACACGCUGUACCUGUUGUACCCUUUAAACCCAAAGGCAGCAACAUAUUAUGAAUGUGUUAUUCCUUCUUGUUAUUAAUUAUGUUCAAAUUAUAUCCUCAGACAAAAAAUGCAAUCAAAGUUUGCACAAAGCAUGAGAGAGUCCCCUCCCUUGAUCCAGUUCCAGAAACAUUUUGAAUUCCCUGCUUGUUAUAUACUGGCCAGAAUUUCAUUUUUCAGGGCCAGAAUACCAUACCUCACAAAAUGUGAUUGAUAAAAAUUGACCCCACAAAAAGAAAACUGUAAAAUGUCAAACAAUUUUCUUUUUCUCCUUAUUCUCAUAUGAUCCAGGUCACUGCAGCUCCAGUAGUGAUUUAAUGAAAAAUCCAUGAAUAUAUUGGAUGUACAUACAAGUAGCAGUGCAUGUAGAAGAUAGAGAACUUUCACUUGGUAUACAUCAAUGUAAAUUAUAGAGGAAGAAUAAAAAUGAAUAUUAGUAUCAUAAAGUAUUAUUAUAAUAUAUAAAUGUAUCCCAAUUAAUAUUAUUUUACUCUUUUCAUUGCCAGGGGCUAGCCAUUCUCUUACCUAUUAUUGAUGACAUCAAGUAUGUACAAAGUUUAAAGGAGGUAGCCAUUGAAAUUCCUUCACAAUCUGCCAUCACACUUGGUAGGAAUUUAUAUCAAUUUUGUACUUUUAAUCUCUUCUUUUUUUCACAUACACAGUUUAAUAGGUAAAUUUAGUUCAGCAGCAUUUCUAGGAGAGCCCUGCCCCCAGUUUUGGUGGCCAGCUGAGGCUUUGGGCAGGGGCGCACAUGUACUUCCUUGCAUUGUUACUGUCCAGCCAGAUCAAGCAUCUCCCCCAAGAUCCCAUUCCUGGAUUUAUUAUUUGAAAGUAGAAUCUGUUGGUAGUUGUAGAUUCAUCUCCACAUUCUUGCAUGCGUAAUGAGCUGUGAAUUCUCACACGAGGCAGUUGCAACAUUUCUACCUGAUCAGUUUCUCUGAAUUUGAUGUAAGUGUCUUCUUACUUUACUUCACUUAAAUAGUUUGCCAGUACAAAGGAUUAUAAGUAUUGACAGGAAAACCCAAAACAGGAAACUAGUGCCCUCACUGAAGGGUUUCCUAAGACUCACUAUAGAUAAAAAUUAAAACAGCUAAAAAAAGUCUUAAAUACCUAAACAAGUGGUAAUUAUGUAAAAUAAUUAAAAUUAUGUAAAUUUAUUGUAAGGUUAUUAAAAUUAGAUUAAAUUGAAUUAUUAUUAUUUUCUAAGAAAUUUAAUCAAUUCAAAGAUUUUCAAUCUGACCAAAUACAGACAAGUUCUCGUAAAAUAUUCACUUUUUAUUACACAUACAGGAAUGUCGAUUUGAAUUUGACACUGGUUACAGGAACAACUAAUGGUUCAUUUUUCAAAUAAUCAGUUCAUUAAUAGAAUCGUAGGGGAUAUGCUUGACCUGCCUUGACUGUAACAAAUGGUUUUGUUGUUCAAAACAGGAGAAAGAUACAGUGAAUACUAUUAGAUGGAUCUUGUUGAACAGCACUGUGCACCACUUGGCACAAAGGACAAUGAUGAUGAUGAUGAAUUUUAUCCAGACCACCUACAAAGUAUGUUAUAUAAUACUUACAUUUUUCUUUUUCUCUUUAGAUAAUGUUACUCUUCACCUUGAUGGAGUAUUGUACUUGAGAGUGACUGAUCCAUUCAAGGUUUGUUUUUUUUGUCUGAGGCAAACUUGUUACAUAUAUAGGCCAUCAACUCUAACAUUGUUUCACACAGUAAGUAUUAAAAGAGUGCGGUCUAUGAGGAAAAACACAUGAAAAUCCAAAAUAUUAGUUAAUAUAACCAUAAUAAUUGAAUACAGAAAUUUCCUUUAACAUGUUUUGAAUGGUUCUUAUCAUUUAUUAAGGUUAAGUAGUCCAGGAAAUACCUGUCCUUUUGGUGCCAAACUAUACAGACUGAAGAGUUUAACAUUAAGGUGUUGCAUACAUGCAACAAUGUAACAAGGUACCAGACAUUUUUUCAUGAAAACCUCAUCAAUUUGAAUUGCCACUUGAAAGUACGUGUGUUCUGGCAGCUUAAUGCAGCAAGCAGUAUCUUUACUCAUAUACUGUCUGUGGACUUUUUCAGCUGCAAAACCUAAACAGUUUGCCCCUUUCUUGAUGCAUUCUUUAAUAAUGCGGCAAGACGAAGCAAACAGACAUUAAACCAACAGAAGUUAAUGAUCAACAUUAUUUAAUGUGUUUUGUCCCCAUGCAUGGUUUGGUGACUUCUGCAUUACCAUUGUCAUUAUGUAGGCAUCAUAUGGAGUUGAAGAUCCAGAGUUUGCAGUCACUCAGUUGGCACAGACAACCAUGAGGUCUGAGUUGGGUGAGUGAAGUAUAACUCCACAACCAUCACAUAACCAUCAUGGUUUGAACCUGACCUAUGUUCUUAGUGGUAUACAAUGUUUCUGCAAACAGUGUGAACACACCAGCCUCUUUUUGCUAUCCACAACAUUUAGUAGAGAGUUCUCCAAUGGUAGAACAGUCAAAAUCCAUACAACAGAACCGCAAUUGCCACACCAAUUAUUUUACUGUUUAAUUUCGCUUGACUGAGACCAGAGGUUUACACAAAAGUCUGAUUGUCAAAUUAAGGGGGCCCGCAAUGCAAUACAGCUGUAGUUUCACGAAAACCUAUGGCAGGUCAAGUUUCACAUUAACUUAUUAAAUUAUUCGGUUCUUUAACAAGUAGUAAGGAUUACUGAGAGAAAGCUAUCUCUGAAAAGCUUGAAAAGAUUUUUUACGUACUCAUGAUCAUCAAUCCACAAUGUCCUGUAGAUCUGGUGGCUGUAAUAAUUCCAUUGAUCAAUUAAUUGUUAUGGAGUUGACCUUUCAUAAGCAUCCUCCAAUCAAAAACCAAGAUGCCAAGAUGUGGUGGUCGCUUACAUGGAGUGGUCUCUUACUACAAUGGUCUAUGGAAAGUUAAAUAAUUUAACACACCUCUAUAUAUUUCUUCUUGUGGCUUUGCUGGAGCUCAAGCCUUGUCCCCAGUUGUUUCUUAUUGAAGCUCUUUCUAGCUAGUGACACCGUGCUUGUUGUGAAGAUGACUUGGGACUGUAGAAUGAUAUCGUUUGCUUUCCCUACAGGAAAGAUCAGUUUGGACAAUGUAUUUCAAGAAAGAGAAAGAUUAAACCACAACAUUGUAGGUGAGAGCAUAGUCUAAGUAGACCACGAGUCACCCAGCUAAAAACAGACCUUAAGAAAGUUCAAUGGUCACAAAAUAAAAGCAUUUUUGAUCUUCAUUUUUUUUUUUCCUUAGAGUACGGCAAUAACAUAAGUAAACAUUUAACACAUUAUUAGUUUUGAAAUCAUUAAUGUUUUUGCGUUUAGUUUACUAAAUGUCCAGCAUUAUAUAAAAAGUUAAUUUAAUAUGACUUUGUGCAAUAGUAUCAGAAAAUGAUACUUUUUGAUAGUUACGGUGUAACUUAAUUUUUAGAGUAGACCGUGGCAUUUUCAAGGGAUUUGCAUCAAACUGUUAAAAUUGUACAAUUACUUUAAUUUGGGUUAAAUUUUCAUUCUUUAGUACUGUUUGUGUACUUUUUAAGAUUAUAUACUGGAUGCUUAUCAAUCUUUUCCUUACAGAGGCCAUAAACCAUGCAGCAGAAGUCUGGGGGAUAAGUUGUUUGAGAUAUGAAAUUAGUAAGUUAUAGUUUAAACUUAAAUGUACACUGUUUUGAUAACUGCAUGUUGGGGACCUACAUGAUAGCCGGUCCCUACCCCAACAUAGAGCAUAAUUAUUUGAGACAUUGCAUGGAAUUUUAGGCAAAGUCAUCACUUACACUCCAAUAUUGCGUAGCCACAUCAAUGCCUAAAAUUGCUGUUGGUAUUUCAUUGAAUGCCUAUCUUGCAAGUAGGCUCCUUGUGGGGUCUUGUAGAGGUUUUGUGUUCGCUUUUCACACGAGCAAGUUGUUUUUCAGCUCGUCUGAUGUUGGCGCAAAAUUCCACGUUGGAGAGCUUACUCAAAUACAGCGAAUCUCAUGCAAAUACUGAGUACAAGUCAACAACUGCCGUGUCAUUUUCUUGCAGGGGAUAUUCAGCUGCCUCAGACAGUAGUAGAAGCCAUGCAAAUGCAGGUGAACUUGUGCAGCGGUCACUCUCUUUGUGUUUUUUCAGUGGUUGAACGUGAUCCUUCAUAACUACGUGUAUCACUAAUCUUUUUCUUGUUUUAGGUGGAAGCUGAAAGAAAAAAGAGAGCUGCUAUAUUACAGUCAGAAGGUGAGUUUUUGAUUGCACGGUUUUACCAUGUACUUCUUGGUUUUACAUUUGGUGAAAUGAAACUAAAACGAUGCGAGAUUUUGAAGCCAUCACAAAGAUACAUGUAAUAAAUUACAGAUCACAGCAUUCUGAAACCUCUUCAUAAUUCAUUCUUGCACAGGUGAAAGGGAAGCUGCCAUCAACGUAGCGGAAGGAAAGAAACAGAGUCAAAUUUUAGCCUCGGAAGCGAGAAAGAUGGAGCAAAUCAAUCUUGCAACAGGUAAACAACAAUGUUUUUAUCGUUUAAUCUUUGUGAGAAAAUUACCACAACUUCUGCUGAAAUAGUAUGUAUCUCUUAAGUUGCCAUUGUUGAACGGAUGUUCAACAACACAGUGAUUAGACAUCUUUUUAUAUUUUUAGGUGAAGCAAAUGCCAUUAUUGCUAAAGCCAAAGCACGUGCUGAGGGAAUUCAGAGAGUUUCUCUUUCGUUGCAAGAAAAGGUGUUUAUCAUCAUUUAUGUACAUUGUAUAAAGCUUUCUAUGCGUUAAUGUAUUAUUCAUUUAUGCAUUUAUACAUUUAUUUAUUAUUUUAUCGUGGACUUCAAUCAGCACUAUCUCAGUUCAUCAAGAGGAUGGCUUGUAUCCUUGCUCACCUACAUUUAUUUCACGUAGGAAGAAUUAUGGCGUUAACUGAUGAAACCCUGUCGAGUUUUUUCGAGCCUGCUUGUUGAAUUAGUAGUUAUUCCGUAAGAAAUUUGAAUUCAAAUUAUUGAUUAGGAUAAGAUAGUUUCCAAAAGCUGUUUUGGUAAUUGUUAGCCAGUGAUGGGUUGUUAAGUAGAAAGCAUAGUGCUAUGGUUAACUAUUUUUCUUGUGAUUUUAGUUGGGAGAGAGGGCAGCCAGUCUCAAUGUUGCUGAACUAUAUGUGACUGCAUUCUCCAACUUGGCCAAGACUAAUAACACCGUGGUUCUCCCUGCAAAUGUAGGAGACCCGGCUUCUAUGGUAGCGCAGGUAAGCUGGAAGAGAUAAUUAAAUCGGGAAGUAAAGGAGAAGGCUAACGUCAUUUCCAAAAGAAAAAAUCUUCCUCACUACUCAUACAGCAAGACUUCGGUAUUACAUCAUUAAUCUGGGCAAGUUCCUUACUGUCUGAACAGAAAGGGCGGGUAAUAAAUUAUACUGGCUUAAUUCCCAUUUCUCUCCCUUGUUUAAACUUGGAAUUUGAUCACUUAUUGCACCGGACCAUAGCCGAACCAGUGCUGACAAAUAGAAAGCGCCCUUAGAGCCGUCAUAGGUCUUGAAAUCGUCUUCUUUUCACGUCCGUGAGGUCGUUUCCUAUCUCUCAACCAGGCUUUACAUGCAAGUAUUUCUAAGGUAAUUCCUCCCUUCAGAGCAUUCAUAAAUAUAAACUUACACUCUUCAUUUCAUUUCAUGCCAAUCCUGCAAGAACUAGGUAUCAGAGACUCGAACAACAGCUUAAAACAUGCAAUGGAAUUCUAAGAAUAUUCAUUAGCUUGUUGGUCAUUAUGCCAGAACUGGCUCACAUAGCAGCCCUGAUCUUAACUAUCUUAUAAUAACAAACUGUGUCUUUUUUGUACCAUGUUGUGAAUUAUCUGCUGCAAUAUUAACGGUGUGUCGCUAUCUCGGUGUGUUCUUUCAUAACGUAACGAGACGAAACACACCCACAUGCAGUGUAACUGAGAAAACGUCUUUCCCCUUUUACAUCGUUGUUUUUAGCGAUGAUUGUUUUUUUCUAAGCUUAAACACAGUCAAGGCAGCACCAGACACACGCCCUUAGUGUGCGGUUCAUAAAAAUAGGCGUCCGCCAUCCUGUGGUUUAAAGAUGAUGAGUUUCAUUUUGCCAGAGGAGACUAUGGCCAAAUUUUACUUGCUAGAACUGCACGACCAGCGCUUAUAAGAACGUGCGUAAACGAUCUGCGUAAAAUAAUCAACAAUCUUGUUCCCAGGGUUUCUUUUCUUCGUCAAUCCCAGGGACCCUGGAAACGAGUUUGACUGAAGAAGAACGGAAAGGAAUAUAUGUUGCCGAUGUCAAUAUAUGUUGUCCGUGUUUUGACCAGGAAAAACCAUCUCGUUACAAUCAUAAGCGAGGACUCUGGAAAAAGCAUAAGGGUGAAAUCAAAAGUUUUUUCUCUGGUGUUGCGGCCUGUGUUCGAUUUAGACUCGAAAUUAUUUUAUCAAUGUUUGCUUUAAUUCCUGCGUAUUGUUAUGUCAGUUAAAGGUUAUGGGAAACGUUUUUUGGGAAAACAGGCUUCUACGACUUAUUAUACUCGAUGCACCCGUGGUUUGUUUUGGACUCAAUUCUCUGUUUUACUUCCAGGCUAUGGCAGUAUAUGGACAACUAACCGGAAAACCAAUUAAUGACCCUCCCACCCCACCCUCCGGGUUACCGGGUGGUACGCCAGAGCACACGGGACCGAGUGAUGAUGGAACAACGGGUGGUAGUGUAGAGAGCUCGAUAAAACCAAAAACACCUGUCUCAUCAACACAAGCAUUUAGAGAAGUAGAAGGUUCAAAAGACUCGCAAAUGAAAUGGAGCCCACCUGGUGCCGCGGGUUUCAGAAAGCCGGGAAGCCCAACCACAGCACACUUUACUGCCGCUACGUCACCAACGAGAUCACGUGACUUCUCUUGAUUUAG